Messenger RNA from Megachile rotundata (alfalfa leafcutting bee), 2312 nucleotides. RefSeq lists its product as uncharacterized. The record is from RefSeq and is a predicted model, not a curated record. NCBI's taxonomy places the organism in Eukaryota, Metazoa, Arthropoda, Insecta, Hymenoptera, Megachilidae. Gene Ontology annotation, cellular component: nucleus. Gene Ontology annotation, biological process: regulation of gene expression. Gene Ontology annotation, molecular function: zinc ion binding.
GAAACGACUUCUCCUCUCUGUCAGACUUGACUACGUUUCUCUUUCACGCGCGUUAGAAAGGCUACGAACUGCAUCCUCCAUCUUUACUGCACGACAGCGCCGUGAGUCCGCCAUUGGCCAACCGUCGCCGCAGCCGCCGCCAUUAUAGAUUCCGUUGUGUGUGACUGAGUCUCGUUCUCCAGAGUUUUCCAAAGAAAACUUGUAUCUCUCCGAAAUCAACAGUGAAAUAUCUUUGGAAUUAGUUGUCAAGUAACGUGGUAAACGUCGGAAUGAAAACAUACAGUAGGAAAAAGGGCGACAGCCCAAGCAACGUAAUCAUUCAUGUGAACGAGCUGUGCCGACUGUGCUUGGCAAAGGAGGAGGAGAUGGUGCCGAUUUACGACGACGAAACUAUUCCUUUAUCCCUGCGAAUUAUGGCUUGCGUUAACCUGGAGGUUUAUGAAGAAGAUGGUCUUCCAAACAUGAUUUGUCAUCCCUGCAAGUAUCAGUUGGAGAAAUCCUACCAGUUCAAGAAGAAAUGUGAAGCUGCUGAUGCUAAACUUCGGAAACACAUGAAGCUAAUACAACAGUUAACUGGUCAGAAUGAAGAUGGAGAGAACCAAGAUAACAGGGAUGAACUGGCAGAUUCUUCCAGUAGUGGAAAAUCUAAACAAGUUAAACAAUUGUUGGCUGAUCUGGUAUCGAGUAAAGGUGAUAGUGGACAGACUGAUGGAGAACCAAUUGAAGUAACAGAAGAAGAACUUGUUGGUGGUUACAUUUUAGGAAUGAACUCUGAAAACUUAGAAAUGGAAGAACCUAUGUCAGAGGAUCCAGAAAAUAUUACAUUAGUGCCUGCUGAGGAACGUGCUGCAAAAGCACAUUGUACAAUCCGUACAACGCGUAUUAAACAAGAACAAGAAUCUGAAGAUGAGGCAGAUGAAGUACAAAGGGCAAUUGCAAAUGCUGAUCACAAAAAUGUUUAUGUGAUGGAACUGACCAGUAACAAUACUGGUCAAGGAGAGUCCUUAAAAUUGCAACCAAUAACAAAUACCAUAGUUGAACCUAAUCAAGAAUUAAAGGUAUUUCAAUGCGACAAAUGUCCGAAAGCAUUCACACGAAGAAUAAUGCUGAAGAGUCACCAGUCUGUUCAUUCUACACAAAGAGGCUUUACAUGUCAAGCUUGCGAAAAAUGGUUCCCUACGAGAUCUGCUUUAGUGAGACACGAACGUACUCAUACAGGUGAAAAACCAUUUGGUUGUAACAUUUGUCAUCGUGCCUUUGCGCAAAAGGAAAUUCUGCUUCGUCAUCUUAUGACUCAUUCGGGGCAAAAACCGUUCCAAUGUCAGCAUUGUGACAAGAGUUUCACCCAACGCGAAGCGUUGAAAGUUCACAUGCGAAGACAUCAGAAAUUGGACCCAAAUGACAUUCAGUUACAUCACUGUCAACUUUGUCCAAAAGCUUUUUGCCACGCCUCUGGACUUAGUAGACAUUUAGUCACACACACUGGCAGAACGUACAAAUGCGUAGAAUGCGAAAAAUCCUUCACAGAUAAAAGUUCGCUGUUAAGGCAUAGUCGCAUUCAUGCGCCUAAAAAGAUACUAACAAAUUAGAUUUAAGCGAUUACUACAAAUCACAAUAACAGUAUCACCGCAUUAAAUUAAGAUUCACAGAUUACGUUACUUUUAAGAACGUAUGACAUAGUUUUUUAUGUUUUAGCAGUAUAUGGUUUCAUGCAAUACUUAAUGAUAAUUAUGUACUAACAAUUUAUUGAAUAAUUUUAAGCAUGUGUAUCUAUGUAUUUAUAUUUUGGAUUUCAAUUUCAGCAUCAAGCUAUUGGAAGACAUUAUCAUUGUACACUUUACAUUUUGAAUGCACAUUUUGUUAAAAUUGUAUAUAAAAUUUUUGCUGCAAAAUUUCAUUUACAAUUUACAAUUAGAUUUAUUGAAUGCGUCAAGUAUAAUUAUGUAAAUAUAUUAUAUUAUAUGGUGUUAAAUCAUGUUUCGGUAACUUACGUAUUUUAUUGAAACUAUAGAUUAGUGAUAAUAUUCGUCAAACAGAACAUUUUCUUUUUAUACAAAAUUAUUUUCUUAUACGUACUUUCAUGACAUUUAUAUUAUACAUAAUUUUAAUGUACCUCUGUGUAUAUAACUUUAAUUAUAGAGAUAUAAAUUAAACAUGUUAUAUAUACUUUUGUAUCGUUUUAAUUAAUCCCGGUUAAAUUUUUAGGAUAAGAGAAAGACAUUUUGUAUGUAAAUAAUGAUUGUGUAAUGUCUAUAAUUAGGCUGAAGAAGGCAUUUAACAAAGAACAAAAUAUACUUUAAUGAAAAACUUAA